AUCUAGUUGGUUAAUCGCGCAGGGUCAUAACGCCGUCAAGUUCCAUCUCUGCUUGAAGAGAAAGUAAGUGCUUAAAUUAUCAAGUUAUAAGCCAAAACUACGGUAUUGCUACAUUUAAUUCCACUAAGAACUCUUUAAAUAAAUGUAUCUUUAUUGUUUUAUAGUUUGUACAUGUGGAAAAUUCCCGAAGAGUACUAGAUAAAAGUCGUUAGGUAGAUACGUAGGAAUAAGGCUGAGUAUUAGACACUUAAGUUAGCGUCUUAUUCACAGCCUUCCAGUCUACUGAGGUUAUCAGGUUCCUAUACCGAAACCUGGGCUAGGUCACCCAAGAGCAUUUUCAGUAUUGUGAUAUUUGUAUUUUAGUCGUAAAUAUGCAAGCAUGAGCGAUUCCACUGUUGUUGUUUUUUUCUGUCUGAACAAUAUAACAUCCAGAUGUCCAAUAUAAAUACUUGUCAUAUCUAGAUUAUGAUAGAGGGGGUACAGUUCCCCUUUAAACGUUGUUCCAGAUUUGUGCAACUCUUUUAUAUAUAAAAACGCUAGAGGGUGCAUUGUUAGUGUUUUUUUUUUCUUUUCUUUUGGGCACUAAUUUAAACCCCAAUUAAAAAAUGAAGAAAACCUGUGUUCAAAAUAAUCUCCUGCACCUCUAGCAUAACCUAAACCAGAUCUUACAAAAGUAGGGGGGACUACUAGGGCGUUGGAUCAGGACCUGGCUCAAUGAUACAAGUACAGAAAAAGGAAAAAAAUGUGAAAUCUGACCCUUUAAAAAAUCUAAAACUGUGUUUUUUUAAGUAUGUUGACUCUCUGAGGUAGGUAACCAUGCCCAGAUUUGACAAAUACAUGUAUCAGGACUUGGUUCAGACGAAAUGGGAGGUACAAAUAAGAUACUCACUUCGCUUAAAAGCGUCAUAAAUGGUACACCGUAAAAGUGCCAAUAUUUACUGAAAAACAUUGCCUCUCUUCUCUAAUCGUGCGCCGAAUUUAUUUAAAGGCCGAGUGAUUUAAGCUGCGAGUGAUUUAGUCUUUUAACAAAUCGAUAUAAUGUUGCUUCAACAGUCAGAUAUUUGAAUGGUGUUAGGCAUAUCGACAUUUGUGUGUGUGUGUGUGUGUGGGGGGGCUCAUUGACCAACCGGGGCAACGUCUGUGCGGAAGAACAACACUGGGUAACAAACUUCGACCCAUUCAGGUACGAAAAACCUAAAGUAUCAAGUAUUGAAUGGUAAUAACUAUUUUCUCAAAGAAAAAAUAUUAACAUUUUUAUGUUGCAUGUGUCUAUAUAUUAUCUUUGGUCGAUAUUUUCCAAAUUUGGGAGACGAACAAGUACCAUCGGUAAAACGGCUAGCUAGCCAGCUAAUGCUAACAACACUGGAGCCAAACUGGUAAAACAGCUGACCAGUAUUUUAAUUUGCGUGUUCAACUGCAAGUAUAGACAAUAAAAAACAGCAAUAAUUAAAUAAUUUAUUUAUUUUUUGUUAAAAAAUCUACUGGUGGACAAGCUCAGUAGUAAACAAGUGUUGCUACUGUAGCAGGCUAGCGAGCAGCAUUAUAAACAUCCGCAGGCGCUCCAGCUGUCCACUCCUGUCUGAUUUUAGGAGUAUGUCAGGCUAACACUAGUAUUAAACAAGCUAUUGUUUGAUUGGAAAUAUCGAUGUUUAAAGCACUUCUCUUCCUUCGACAGACUCCAAGAUCAUUGUGUAGCCAGCAUUAUGGAGGAGGAGGAGGCCACUGCAGAUGGGGAGGAAAGCCCCUUUACUGCAGAGACCUACGCAGCUGAAGCCAUGGCUGCAGACAUGGACCCCUGGAUUGUGUUUGACUCCAGGAGAACCCCCAGGUCCGAGUUUGACAGCUGGCUGGAGAGCAACCGGCCAUCACAGGUCUGCAGGUUUGGUGAUGAGGAAGGUGGUGUCAGCCCUGUGGGGUGGAUAGCUGUGCUGGGCAUGAACCACUGCCCAAGUAGUGGGGAUUCAACAGGCCUCCAGGAGAGCUGGGAGAAACUUUUGGCCAGUGGUCGACCAGUCAGCUUCCAGACAGUGAAGGAGCUGGCCUUGAACCACGGUGUGCUCACAGGCAAGUGGCUCAUGCACUUGGACUCUGGCUUCAAGCUGGACCAUGCCUGGGAGUGUGUGGCCAGAGCAGCCCUGGAUGGCAAGAUCUCGCUUGUCAAAGUCAGCCCUCAUAAUCCAAAAGCCGGGGGCAAACAGGUGAUAUGCGCCUAUAACCAAAACUUCACUGAAGAGAACGAGGUUAUAAGGCUGGACUCAGUCAUCCGUGCCACAGGGGUCAAAUGUGCUCUCUCCUACAAGCCAGAUGUGUACACACACCUGGGAAUCUACCGGAACAACCGCUGGAAGCUUUGCCCAACCAUAUAUGAGAGCAAAUUUGACCUGGAGUGCGUUCCCAGGCGUUCCCACAUUGUCAACAAAGUCACAAAUCUUGAAGUAACAUAAGCCUGUGAGGAUAGGCUUAUGUAAAAAAAAAAAAGAAAAAAAAGGAGGCACUAAGCGACACCAUGAGCUGGGUCGUGCAGAACAACUUAAAGACUGAAAUUGAUAAGCAAGUUUGUGAUUGGAUUUUUUAUUUUACCUUGAGUUCUUCCUUUUUUGCAAAAAAAAGCACUACAUCUUGUGACCUGAGGUAUUGUCACAUAUUUUGUAUUUGAUCUCUUAUUCAUGAGAAAUUUGAGUAUUUGUAUUCUUACAGUCUGACCUGUAACACUUACCUGAUGGUCAGGGUGUCUGAAGAGAUCUUUGGUUUGUAUGCAUGGAGGAAAACAAGCAUCCAAUGAAGACUUUCCCUUUGACAGUUUACAUUAGUCUCAUUUGUUUGACUUGAUUUAGGGAGUUUGUGUUUAACCACAAUAACAGAGUUGCCAAAUAAAUUCUACUUUUGAACACCAG
Messenger RNA from Xyrichtys novacula (pearly razorfish), 2894 nucleotides. Lineage: Eukaryota; Metazoa; Chordata; Actinopteri; Labriformes; Labridae. The record is from the annotation of a GenBank genome assembly.